Messenger RNA from Phasianus colchicus (ring-necked pheasant), 1669 nucleotides. The record is from RefSeq and is a predicted model, not a curated record. NCBI's taxonomy places the organism in Eukaryota, Metazoa, Chordata, Aves, Galliformes, Phasianidae.
CAUGUGCUGCAGGACACUGCCUCUCCAGCGUCGUCCGUUGUGGGAGCGCCCUCUGCUUUUGCUUCUCCAGCAUCGUCCGCCGUGGGAGCGCCCUCUCCUUUUGCUUCUCCUUCAUCGUUUGCCGUGGGAGCAUCCUCUUUUUUUGCUACUCCAUCAUCGUUCGCCGUGGGAGCAUCCUCCCCUUUGGCUUCUCCAUCAUCGUUUCCCGUGCGAGCAUCCUCACCUUUUGCUUCUCCGUCAUCGUUCGCCGUGGGAGCAUCCUCACCUUUUCCUUCUCCUUCAUCGUUCGCCGUGGGAGCAUCCUCUUUUUUUAAUACUCCAUCAUCGUUCGCCGUGGGAGUUUCCUCCCCUUUGGCUUCUCCAUCAUCGUUCGCCGUGCGAGCAUCCUCUCCUUUGCUUCUCCGUCAUCGUUCGUCGUGGGAGCAUCCUCACCUUUUCCUUCUCCGUCAUCGUUCGCCGUGGGAGCAUCCUCUUAUUUUGCUUCUCCUUCAUCGCCGUCGUGGAGGCGCACUCUCCUUUUGCUUCUCGAUCAUCUUUCGCUGUGAGAGCAUCCUCUCCUUUUCCUUUUCCUUCAUCGUCCGCUGUGGUAACGCCCUCAUUUUUGCUUCUGCAGCGUCAUCCGUCGUGGGAGCGCCCUGUCCUUUUGCUUCUCCAUCAUCGUCCGCCGUGGGAGCGUCCUCUCCUUUUGCUUCUCCAGUGUCGUCCCCCGUGGGAGCACCCUCAUUUUUGCUUCUCCAGUGUCGUCCGUCGUGGGAGCACCCUCAUUUCUCCUUCUCCAGCGUCGUCCGUCGUGGGAGCAUCCUCUCCUUUUGCUUCUCCUUCAUCGUCCGCUGUGGGAGCAGCCUCUCCUUUUACUCUUAUUCAUCGAUCGCCAUGGGAGCGUCCUCUCCUUUGGCUUCUCCAUCAUCGUCCGCCGUGGGAGCGUCCUCACUUCUGCUUCUCCAGUGUCGUCCGUCGUGGGAUCGCCCUCUCCUUUUGCUUCACCCAACAUCUUUCGCCGUGGGAGCAUCCUCUCCUUUGGCUUUUCCUUCAUCGUCCGCCCUGGGAGCGCCCUCACUUUUGCUUCUCCAGUGUCGUCCGUCGUUGGAGCACCCUCACUUCUGCUUCUCCAGUGUCGUCCGUCGUGGGAUCGCACUCUCCUUUUGCUUCUCCUUCAUUGCUCGCCGUGGGAGCAUCCUCUCCUUUUGCUUCCCCAUCAUCGUUCGCCGUGGGAGCAUCCUCUCCUUUGGCUUCUCCAUCAUCGUUUCCCGUGCGAGCAUCCUCACCUUUUGCUUCUCCGUCAUUGUUCGCCGUGGGAGCAUCCCCUCCUUUUGCUUCUCCGUCAUCGUUCGCCGUGGGAGCAUCCUCUCCUUUUGCUUCUCGUCGUCCAUCGUGGGAGCACCCUCUCCUUUUGCUUCUCGAUCAUCGUUCACCGUGGGAGCAUCUUCUCUUUUUCCUUCUCCUUCAUCGUCUGUCUUGGGAGUGCCCUCUCCUUUUGCUUUCCUUCAACGUCUGCCGUGGGAGUGCCCUCUCCUUUUGCUUUCCUUCAACGUCUGCCGUGGGAGCAUCCUCUACUUUUGCUUCUCCAUCAUCGUCCGCCGUGGCAACAAGGCUCUCUACCGUCGCCCAUCGCGGGGGCGAGGCUCUCUACCGUCGCCCAUCGCGGGGGCGAGGCUCUCCACCGUCCUCG